Messenger RNA from Rotaria sordida, 1961 nucleotides. The record is from the annotation of a GenBank genome assembly. NCBI's taxonomy places the organism in Eukaryota, Metazoa, Rotifera, Eurotatoria, Philodinida, Philodinidae.
AUGCUCGAUCCUCAACAAAAUUCUUCUCGACCAUUAUUAUCUAUAACUCCUCGAAAAAAAUCCGUUCGUUUUAAUAUAACAUCACCAUCACCACGAAUUCCAAAAUUAUUAAAUGAAAAUGAAUCAAAUAAUAUUAAUCAUCAUCAUCAUCAUCCAGUAAAUGUAUCUUAUACAAUUCCUUCAACAACAAUCAAUAUUGAUCAUAUAACAAAUCAAUCUCAUAUGCAACAUUUAAAUAAUCAUAUUGAAUAUAUUCCAACAACAAGACGAAAUAAUUUACAAAUAACUGGUGAAAAAAUUCUUCCACAACCUAAAACAUUUGAUGAACUUCAACAAUUUAUGAAAAUUAAAGCUGAAAAUCUUCGUAGAAAUAUGACAAAAGUAGCAACAACAUUUAAUCAUGCUAGUACACAUUUAAAUCGUUUAAAAGAAGAACAACAAGUAGUUCUUAAACGACCAAGUCGUAUACCUGUUUCAACUCGUCAUCGUUCACCAUCACCAACAAUUGUUAUUUAUAAAAAACCACAACAUCAUUCUCUUGAUGAUUUACGUUGGUAUUGUUUAGCAAGAAAAUUUUCAAUAUUAUGGCAAAAAAAAAUAUUUGGCUAUCAUCUUCGUCGAAUAAAAUAUUUUUAUCAAAAAAAUUUACUUAAAAAAUAUUUUCAAUUAUGGAAAAAUAUUACAAAAAAUAAUCAAUAUGAAUUAAUAGCUAAUGAAUUUUAUCAUCGAAAUUUAUUAAAAACUUAUUUUCAUAUAUGGUUAAAUUUUUUAUCACAAGAUCACAUAGCUAUUGAACAUAUUAAUCAUAAACGUAUUCAACAUACUUGGAAUAUUUGGAAAAUACAAUUAAAUAAACGACGUUUACAUCAACAACAAUUUAUUAUUGCUAAUAAACAAUAUCAACGAAAAAUUUUAUUUCGUGUAUGUUUUUUUAUGAAAAUUUGUUUUUUCUUGAAAGGUAUCUUCUCCCUCUUUUGGACUAUUCAUGGUUCUCUACGAAAGUAUAACUGAUAGGACUCAAAUUUUUACCACAGCUAGAUUAUCGAAUAUGAUGAGGGGGUCCAUAUUCGAGAAAAUGAGAGUGAUCCGAAUGCCGUAACUUGAAAUACAUUGAAAAAGACAUUUGUACGUGCACAAGCCUUAUUUUUUACUAUGGCUCAGUGUUGCAUUCGGUAGGAUUUUUUCCUUACCAGAUCGACAUGAAUCAUUUUUCACAUCUUUCAUCCUAUAAGAGUCAUAUCGACCUCUUGAUUAAUCAUACCUAUCUCUGAAUCACAUCAGAAAUUAUGUAAGACAUCGGUUUCACUAUUAUAAUGCUUUUCUUGGAGUACGGGGUUUUCGCUUUUUAUUCUUUGGAUUCUCCACAAUAAUUAAAGUAGCUCAUCUAGAGGUAUAAGCCGAAAGAUCGAAUACGGCGAGGAGCAAAACUCUUCAAUUUUUGAGAAUUUCCAACGACUACCAAUUCGACUGUACAGGCUCUUCAGCAGCGAUGACUAUAAUCAUUUCAAUUUUUUUUAUAGAGAUGACAGCGGCUGCUGAGUUUAAAAUUGAGGUCUUCUUUCUAGAAUAAGAAAUUUCUGUUUAUUUCAAUACCUGUGGUUAGAAAUUCGACUGAUGAAAAAUAACGAAAAAAUGUUCGAUCGCAUAUGCAUGGAUGUCAGUGGCGGCAGCGAAGCAGCUAAACUUGCUUUUUCACUGUGGCAGCACAGCUAUACAUCUUACACCUCUAACUCGACGAUAUUUAAUAUUUUACUCCCAUAGAAAUUGUACUAAAAGCUUUUUGUUCACUAUCUGUUUCUAUAAAUUUUUCCUCCUUGGAGAUCUAUCAAUGGAUGUAAAAUUUCAUAUGACUACAAAUUGAAAAAGUUUCAUGAAAAUUGAUUUUGGAGACCUUUUAUUAUGUUCAGCUUUCAUUUUUAGUUUUAUCAAAUAUGGCAAAUCAAUACAUAUCAACGACGACA